Mugil cephalus (flathead mullet) is the source of this 915-nucleotide messenger RNA. RefSeq names its product B- and T-lymphocyte attenuator-like. Gene Ontology annotation, molecular function: signaling receptor activity. Lineage: Eukaryota; Metazoa; Chordata; Actinopteri; Mugiliformes; Mugilidae. Gene Ontology annotation, cellular component: plasma membrane. The record is from RefSeq and is a predicted model, not a curated record. Gene Ontology annotation, biological process: immune response-regulating cell surface receptor signaling pathway. Bases 57 to 701 code for a protein of 214 amino acids. The transcript has 5 exons.
AUAGUGCACACACAGAUGUUUUAGAAAGUAGAUAGUUGCCUCCUCGAGUGUCCACCAUGAAGUCUUACUACGGUCGGACGGUCUGUCAGAUCGUGAUGGUAGCGGUACUUGUCCUCGUCGUGGAUGCUGAUAGUGAAGAAUCAAAGUGUAACAUUGAAAUCAGAGUACUCCGCAACACAGUUUACAACGCCACGGUUGGAGAGGAUCUUAGGAUUAACUGUCCAGUUGUUUUCUGCAACAAUUCACCACCAACUGUCUCCUGGUAUAAAGUAGCAGAAAACAAUCUCUUACUCAACAACAGCAGUAAAAGUCACAUUAAAACGGAGUGGGAGAUGAUAAAGGAGUUGGAGGGGAUAUCAUUUUUGGUCUUCACAAACAUCCUCAUGAAUGACUCUGGUCAGUAUCAGUGUCAUAGUGGAGGAAGCAUAGGUCAUGCCGUCAAAGUCUCCGUCUAUGGGGCUUCCCAGUCCACCACUGUUGCAUAUACAACACUGGAAUCAGAGCAACCAAGAGGUGCGAACAUCAUCUGGUCAUACAUGUACCGCUUUAUCGCACUCAAGGUGUUUGUCAUCAUUCUGCUAGCUAUAUACUUUACAACAAAACGAGGAUGCAAAGGAAAAUCCAGUGACACGCCAAAUCGAAGACACCGGCGUUCCCACAUCAAUUCCUUCACCACUCACAUCUACGAAAAUGACUGUUAGUCCUUAUGUCUGCGCACUGUAACCCACCCGCUUAGCUUGAGUUCUGCAUGUAUUAACAUUUCAAUCAAUGCACGUGUUAAAUGAGCAGGUUUGUCGUUAUUGGUGCUUUGUGUGCUAAUGCAGAAUGCAGAGUGAAAAAUGUAAUGAUCAAAUCAUUUAAAAAAAUAAAUUUCUUCAUGCAUGUGUGUCACAGUUGAUGGUGUGUGGCUUUAAA